AUGAUUCAUUGCAAUACAAACUUCAGAUUUCUUGUAAAUUUGAUGAAAAAAGCUACUAAAAGUCAAGCACUUACUGCCCAAAUGUCAGUUGCACCACGCACAGUGCUUCAUUUUUUGGUGGAAGUUGAAGCAGUACGACCGUGGGAGUAUGUAUUUGUUACAGGUUCAUUGCCAGUUUUAGGUGGUUGGAUACCAUCUAAUGCGUUCGUUUUAUUUCCGGAUCCGGACUCUGCUAGGCAACGUUGGGAAGGUGAAGUAGAAAUUGGAUUAGAUCCAGUAAAAUUCCGUUAUUUCAUUGGAUAUUAUUUGCACAGUGGUAAAAAAGAAGAGAAAAAUGCAAGUUUUUUUUUUUUUUUUUUUGAAUUGGUCGUUAGUAAAUGGGAAUCAUUUCUAAGUCCCAGAUCCGUCCUACCAACUGUUGAAUCAGUCUCAGGUGUAUGCCAUUUACAUGUCACCGACAAAUUUGGCUGGAGUUCCGGCAAGAACCUUGUAAGUGAAGCUUCACUUAUGGGAAAGAGUCAGAAUGAGAUUUUGCUUCGCUUUCACGGAAGUCCAUUCAAAUUCUGCAAGAAACGUUAUGCGGAACGUUCUUAUUGCAUUAAAGUGACACCGUUUGAUUUAAGACAUAGAGAGGCUGGCAGUGUAGAUGAUGAUGAUAAUGAAGAGAAUCAGGAUGUUAUGCAACCGAUACUACCAUCAUAUUCAGUGGCACAUAUUGCUAUUUUAUCAUCAGAUGAUCCACACUACCGCGAACAAUCGCCAUCCGGUGAUCGCUUUAAAGUGGACAGCGAUUAUUUUGUUUUCCGGACGCGAUCGGUGGCGGUGGAGUUUCUUGGUUUCCGGAUAGAAUUAUUUACCUAUGACGAACAAAAUGGACCGUCUACCGACCGUUUUGCGAUUGCAUAUGCACUGCCUUCAUCAUUCCACGGUACAUUUGGCGUUGCUGGUGAACCACUUUUGGUAAAUAAUCGCCCAGUUGGACAAAUUAAUGUGGAAUAUUUGUUCAUUCGACCACUUUUAAUAUCAUGUUGGACCCAGAAAAUGGAUGUCUCGUAUGCCAAACACUGGAAAAAGCGGCAACCUCUUGAAGUUGGUCAUAGGGGUAUGGGUAAUUCGUAUACGAAAAUGAAUGCAGGUCGUGAGAAUACAAUACAUUCGCUCAAUACCGCUGCAAAACGCGGUGCUGAUUAUGUUGAAUUCGAUGUUCAACUUUCAAAAGAUAAAAUUGCCGUUAUAUUUCAUGAUUUCCACGUUCUGGUCACUGUAGCAAAACGUCGGACUCCUCGUCUGGAAACCCAACCUCCUGAAGCUGCCAGUGAUUAUCAUGAAAUCGCUGUGAAAGAUCUAAAAUUGAAGCAGCUUCAGUUACUUCGUCUGGAACAUUAUAAAGCGCAGACUCAGACGAAGCAGAAUUACACAAAAGUAAGUGCCGAAGCAGAUGAACAAGAUGAACGUCUGCCGUUUCCGACACUGGUAGAUGCAUUACGUCAAGUAGAUUCAUCUGUUGGUUUCAACAUCGAAAUAAAAUAUCCAAUGAUGCAAAAGAAUGGAUUGCAUGAAUGUGAAAAUUAUUUCGAGCGCAAUGAUUACAUUGACAUCAUUCUUAAUGAUGUGUUGGGAAGUGCUGGCGAUCGUCGAAUUGUGUUCUCUUCAUUUGAUCCUGACUGCUGUGCUCUAUUAGCGGCAAAACAACAUUUAUAUCCAGUAUUAUUUCUUUGCGUUGGUGUCACAACUCGUUAUGAACCAUUUGUUGAUUUGCGUUCAUCAACUUCUAAUUCUGCUGUUAAUUUUGCUGCUUGUAUUGAUAUUCUGGGUGUAAAUUUUCAUACGGAAGACUUAUUAAGAGAUCCUUCGCCCAUACAACGUGCUCGAAAACUUGGUUUAAUAUCGUUCGUUUGGGGUGAUGAUCUUGAUAAUAAAGAAAAUAUUGAUUAUUUCAAAAAAGUACUUCGCGUCGAUGGCCUCAUUUAUGAUAGAAUUGGCGAAAUUGAGACACGUAGAAAUGUUUUUCUAGUGGAACGUGAAGCAAAAACAUCGUUAUUUCGGCAGAGUAAUUCGCCAACCACAUCUCGUACCGUUUCACUUGACGAAGGACCACCGUCACCAAGUGCAUCGGAAAAUUCUCAUUCCUCAGGAUCUACUAUUUCGUCGAACAAUUCGUUUUAUUUGAGUCAUUUACAAGCUUCUUUUCCUGCCAGAAAAAUGUCAAUUGCAUUAGAAGAUGUACAAGUGAACAAUAGCAAUGGUUUACAUGACAAAAAUCUUUUUACAUCAAAUAAUUGUCUGCACUCUGCUCCAUUUUCUUAA
This is a messenger RNA of Brugia malayi, 2307 nucleotides long. RefSeq names its product putative 90.8 kDa protein T05H10.7 in chromosome II, putative (gene Bma-gpcp-2.1). Gene Ontology annotation, biological process: glycerophospholipid catabolic process. The coding region runs from base 1 to 2307 and encodes 768 amino acids. The record is from RefSeq and is a predicted model, not a curated record. The transcript has 17 exons. NCBI's taxonomy places the organism in Eukaryota, Metazoa, Nematoda, Chromadorea, Rhabditida, Onchocercidae. Gene Ontology annotation, molecular function: glycerophosphocholine phosphodiesterase activity; starch binding.